Molecule: messenger RNA, 1296 nt
Organism: Auxenochlorella protothecoides
Lineage: Eukaryota; Viridiplantae; Chlorophyta; Trebouxiophyceae; Chlorellales; Chlorellaceae
Product: Equilibrative nucleoside transporter 4
Exons: 4
Coding region: 1-1296 (431 amino acids)
Biological process (GO): nucleoside transmembrane transport
Cellular component (GO): plasma membrane
Molecular function (GO): nucleoside transmembrane transporter activity
Source: RefSeq, a predicted model, not a curated record
AUGGGUCCCCCCGUGACGGAGGUGCGGCGGCACCUGUCGUGGGGCAUGUUUGCGGCAUACCUCAUGUUCGGCUCCGGCUUCCUGGUCUCCUGGAACGCCAUCUUCUCCAUCGCGAACUACUGGAUCACCCGAUACCCUAUGAGAUCACCCUUCUCUCCCCAAUCACAAGCACAGGGUAAGAACUCGAUCAACCUCUUCACCAUCGUGUACCUGCCGGUGAACCCGGUCACCAUCCUGAUCACCACCCGGUGGCACUCCUCCAUGCCCACCCACACCCGCAUCAUCGUCGGCUAUGGCGGCGCCACGCUCUGCCUGGCCACCAUCCUGCUGGUCACUCUGGCCCCUGGCAACGACGCGUCGCUGGCCGGCACCCUGGCAGCCACGGGGGUGUGCAGCAUCUUAGAUGCUGUGUCCCACCCCGCCAUGUAUGCCGAGGCGGCGCUGCGCCCGCCCCAGUACACGCGCGUCCUGGUCCUGGGCGCGUCCCUGGCGGGCGUGGUGAACAACAUCCUGCGCAUCAUCACCAUGGCCGCCUUCGACAGCGAGGCCGACGGCCUGGCCAACGGCGCCCGCAUCUUCCUGGCCCUGGCCGCGCUGUGCACGGGGGCCUGCACGGUGCUGUACCCGCUCCUGCGCCGCCGCGGGCUGCUGGUGGAGGCGGGCCCCGGUGCGCGCCUGGAGGCGGGGGAGGGCGAGCAGGACCCCGACGCCGAGCCCGUGGAGAAGGAGGGGCAGGAGGGGCCAAAGCCUGGGAAGGAGGACCACGCCGCCCUGGCCGUCGCGCCGGGGGAGGCGCUGCAGGGCCGGGCGGCCGUGCUGCAGGUCAUCUGCGACACCUGGCGCCUCUGCGUCGCGCUGAUCCUCAUUUACAUCGUCACACUCUCCAUCUUCCCUGGGGUGCUCGUGGAGGACGCCCACAGCUCACGCCUGGGGGGCUGGUACCCCAUCAUCCUCGUCACCAUCUACAAUGUGGGGGACAUGCUGGGCAGGAUCCUGCCUGCCACCUUUGCCGCCCUGGUCUGGACCGGCCAGAACAUCAUCCUCAUCAGCUCCAGCAUCCGGCUGCUCUUCCUUCCCGCCAUCAUCUUCUUCGGUGUACAAGUCGUACCCGUCAUGGCGGUCCUCACAUUCCUGCUGGGAUUCUCAAACGGCCUGUUCACCUCGCACGCAAUGGCGGCGGGGCCCUCCCACGUCCACCCCAUCCUUUCAGACAUGGCGGGGAGUGUCAUGGUGCUGGCCCUGAUCGUGGGGCUGAACAUUGGGGCGGGCCUCAGCUUCCUGUGGCUCCUGGAGUGA